CCACCAGUUGAAUCUAGCAGUCCCCUUUCCCAGUUCUAUAAAACUUCUGUGAUUCGCGAGUUGUACGGUAGCGUAGGAUCUUAACUGGUGAGUUGGUCGAAUGACUACCUAAAGCUGCAUUUUACCGGACUGCCGGCGACAUUGAAUUCCCUUAAGUGUGCUUGGCUCCUGAUGGCAGGAUUUCAGGUGAGAAGUUAAAAUUGAAAAAUCUUUAAUCUAGAGGGACCGGAAACGCAAGAAGUACCCACGAAGGCAACGAGCAAUUGAUAGGAGACCGAUCGACUGAGUCGAAGAGGUUAGAAUAAAAACCGUGCUGAAAAUUGGAGUCGUAAACCAUUACAAUGCUCGAGUUAUCCCGAUCUUCAUGUGUGAAGGUGGCAGCUUUGGUCAUCACGAUGAUGUCUCUGAUCGCAGGGAUUGCAGCCUUGCUUACUCCGAAAGUCUGGGUCGAUUGCGGGAAACUCAUGGUGCAAGGCUACAACUCUUGCCAAAUCAACCACAAUGACGAGGAGAUCCCGUAUGCAGGCCCCGAAAAAACGACAAUCCCCGACCUGCGGUUUGGCCUCGUCACUUACGUAUGCGACCACGAGCUGGGCUACUUCAUGUCCGAAGUGGACUGCGAGAAAUGCGGCUUGAACUGCACAGAGGAAGCUUCCGUGGACCCGUCACCCUGUCCGGCCGACCCGACCCAAUUCUGGGCAGGACUCGUCCUAGGCGUGGGCGUCUACGUCUUGAUCGGAGCUCUCACUUACAAGCGACUUUUGCGCCUCCUGGACAACGUUCCAGCCCGGUCGGCCGACGACGUCGCGACUGGGACCCAGGCUCACGACGCGGCCAAGUCGAGUAAAAACGACUGGCCAUGAGUAAUACAUUCACCAACCAAGUUCUAGAGUCCCUUUAUACCCAGAGUUAAGACAACUCGAUUAUCAGCUGACUGGCAGCCGGCCUUGGCUGGCCAUGGAGGCCGAAACGAGUGCACCCAAACGAACGAUAUUGAGGGAUAAGGAUC
Bemisia tabaci is the source of this 1009-nucleotide messenger RNA. RefSeq lists its product as uncharacterized. Lineage: Eukaryota; Metazoa; Arthropoda; Insecta; Hemiptera; Aleyrodidae. The record is from RefSeq and is a predicted model, not a curated record.